AUGGCAAUGGAGCGCACUCGCAUCGCGAAGGUCGACGAUGUCACCCUGUCGCGCCGUGGUGAACAGGUCAAAGGCGCCCUUCAUUUAACGCCUCAUCAUAUCAUCUUUGUACACACGCCCUUUCCCUCCAAGAGCUCGAGCACAACCCCCAAUGGCAAGCCUCCCCGACCACGCGAGCUAUGGAUAACAUAUCCCAUCAUCCAACAAUGUACACUACGCACGAGUCCCACCGCCUCUCGUCAGCCGAGUUGUGUCCGCCUCCGUUGUCGAGAUUUCACGUUUGCCUGCUUUUACUUCAUCGAUGACCGGAAGGCAAGAGAUGUCUACGACAGUGUGAGGGCAUGGACCUGCAAACUGAGCGGAAUCGAACGGUUGUACGCUUUUACAUACCAGCCUCAAGGACCGGAGAAAGACGUGAACCCUAACGGUUGGUCAUUGUAUGAUCCUGUGCGAGAAUUGAGAAGAAUGGGUGUUGGUGAUGAGAGCAAGAAGUCAGCCUGGAGGAUUUCCACAAUUAAUAAUGACUAUGCGUUUGCAGAAACGUAUCCUGCCGUGCUCGCCGUUCCUGCUUCGAUCUCGGAUAACACUCUGAACUACGCGGGUCGCUACAGAUCGCGAGCCAGAAUACCUGUGCUUACGUACCUCCACCCUGUCAAUGACUGCUCUAUUACUCGCUGCUCACAGCCCCUUGUUGGAGUUCGAGGAAACCGAAGUAUCCAAGACGAGAAGCUUGUCGCCGCAAUAUUCAACACUACCCGGGCUGAACGACCACUCUCUGCUUACAGUUCCCCUCCGCCUGAACGUGAAGAAUCCAGAUCCAGCAAAGAGACGAGCAGCUCUAUUACUCUAGAGGGAGACCUUCCACAAACAGCAGACGCUGAAGCGAUUGAAAAUGCGGUCAUGAAGAAACUUCGAGGUGACGAUGAAUUGUCGUCAGGCUCAGACGAAAAGAGACCCGUGGUUUACGGAGCUCAACAGCGAAACAUGAUUGUUGAUGCUCGUCCCACCGUCAACGCGUUGGCGAUGCAGGCAGUAGGGAUGGGCUCCGAAGACAUGAGCAACUACAAAUUCGCCAGCAAAGUCUAUCUCGGUAUCGAUAACAUUCAUGUCAUGCGAGACAGUCUGCAGAAAGUAGUGGAUACUCUCAAGGACUCGGAUCUGACUCCUUUGGGGCCCAAUCGAGAGCAGCUGCAGAAGAGCAAUUGGUUAAAGCAUGUCGCCAGUGUCUUGGACGGAGCUGGAUUGAUUGCUCGCCAGGUUGGCCUUCAACACAGUCACGUCAUGAUUCACUGCAGUGAUGGAUGGGAUAGGACGAGUCAACUGUCCGCUCUCAGUCAGAUCUGUCUGGAUCCCUACUAUCGGACUAUAGAAGGGUUCAUCGUCCUGGUCGAAAAGGACUGGUUGAGUUUUGGUCACAUGUUCAAACAUCGCUCUGGAUUUCUCAACUCGGAGAAAUGGUUCCAGAUUGAAAAUGAACGAGUCGGCCGAGGAAAUGAAGAUGUGGAUGGAAAAGAGCAGAGUGGAGGAGCUAUGGCUGGAGCUCAGAAGACUUUUGAAAAUGCGCUUUUGAGCGCCAAAGGAUUUUUCUCCAACACCAAGUUCAAUGAGUCUCGAGAGUCGGUCAACGUUGACUCAGAUGUAGAUGCUGACUCUGAGUCCCAAGCCGGUCGACGGAUCGUCUCGGGCAGUGUGAAAAAGGACAAGGAGAAGAUGAUCACGAAGGUCAAGGAAACGGCUCCCAUCUUCCACCAAUUCCUCGACGCAACAUAUCAACUUCUAUAUCAGUACCCCACGCGGUUCGAGUUUACCGAACGGUUCCUCCGACGCCUUCUCUACCACCUCUAUUCUUGUCAAUAUGGGACCUUCUUACUCGACAGUGAGAAAGAACGCAAGCAAGCGAGAUUGAGUGAACGAACCAGGAGUGUGUGGGACUACUUCAUGUCUCGCAAGAAGGAGUUCUCGAACCCAAGAUACGACCCGGUGGUGGACGACAAUGUACGUGGCAAGGAGAGAUUGAUCUUCCCCAGAAUAGAAGAAGUUAGGUGGUGGAAUGAGUUGUUUGGACGAACGGACGAUGAAAUGAACGGCAAACCUCUGCCGCCACUGCCACCUCCCCCAUCGGAAGCUCAAAUCAACGGUUUGAGCGACGUUGAACACAUUGAUACCGAACUGUGGACGCCGAUUCAAACAUCUGUAUCGUCGCCUGUGUCCAGGGUUAGAACCCCGGUGAACUUCGGUGUUGAGACCAAUGAGGAGAGCACGGGUUGGAAUUCUUCCCCCAGGCUUUACGACCCUGUCUUGAGGAUCCAGUCGCCGGUAUCAUCUAUUGGCGCCGGUAUGAGCAGUUCUGGGUCUCCCAAGCCAAAGGAUCCAAUUUCAAGGACGCGAACACCUGUUAUGGCACGACCAGACCCAAAGCCGGUGGCAGCGCAAGAUGAGACCCUGUUUGCCAGGCUGGAGUCGGCGGCAAAGGUUGAUGAAUCGAAUGGAAGCAGAGAGGACACGACCGUGACUGAAUUAUCACCAGCCAAUCCGGACCGAGUGAUGACACACAUUCCAGAAAAUUCAUUAGACUCAUUGUCAGAAGAUCUAGACCCACUAGGCAUUAGUGAGGUUAAGGACCACGUGUCACAAUCCAAGCGGGCACAGACGGCAAUGGAAAGGCGACGAGAGCACAUGGAAAUGUUAAUGAAAUGA
This is a messenger RNA of Rhinocladiella mackenziei CBS 650.93, 2697 nucleotides long. RefSeq lists its product as uncharacterized. The coding region runs from base 1 to 2697 and encodes 898 amino acids. The record is from RefSeq and is a predicted model, not a curated record. Gene Ontology annotation, biological process: dephosphorylation. Lineage: Eukaryota; Fungi; Ascomycota; Eurotiomycetes; Chaetothyriales; Herpotrichiellaceae. The transcript has 3 exons. Gene Ontology annotation, molecular function: phosphatase activity.